This is a messenger RNA of Thelazia callipaeda (thelaziosis nematode), 402 nucleotides long. Lineage: Eukaryota; Metazoa; Nematoda; Chromadorea; Rhabditida; Thelaziidae. The record is from the annotation of a GenBank genome assembly.
AUGGUAUCUGGCAGCACUCAGUGUACCCGAGUUCCGAGCUCAUGUUCACAUUUUAAAAGUACUAACAUAAGUUCGGAUCUACGGGUUGACCGUGGGCCACCUUAUAUUCAUACAGGUAGAGAUGGAAUGCGAAAAUCUAAAGCAGUAAGAAAUGCAAAAGAGAUAAAAUUUCACGUACGUGGCUUGACUGGACGUCGAGCAAUGUACUUUUCUCCGCUCAUAUUGUCAGAGGAAAAUUUUCAAGAGUGUGCUACAGGAGAAAGAAGAGCAGUUGUGACUGGUGGUGCCAACCUACGAGAUUUUUUGGAAAAAAUAAGAACCAAAUCGAAAGGGAAAAUAAGGAAUGCUGGUCCUCUCAUUGUUACCGCUAUUGUACCAAGUAAUGCACCCAGAUCAACGUGA